Messenger RNA from Metarhizium acridum CQMa 102, 1896 nucleotides. RefSeq lists its product as uncharacterized. The record is from RefSeq and is a predicted model, not a curated record. Lineage: Eukaryota; Fungi; Ascomycota; Sordariomycetes; Hypocreales; Clavicipitaceae.
AUGGAGCACAAAACAGGCUUCAACACGUUUCCGAGGCUCUGGUUCAAGCUAGUCUUCCUGGGUAUCAGUUUCGGCGCUUUGUGGCAGGGCGUGGAGGCGGCACCAGCAGAACCUCGUGUUCAUGUUGAAAACAAGGCAACGUCGGAGCGCUUCCCAAAACCAAAUGACCCGUUCAACUUCAUUCCUUGCCCCGAUUCCCCAGAGGCGCUGAAAUUUCCUCUCCUGAACGAUACAGACCACCGAGGCACGUGGGGCCAUGUAUCUAAUCCCAACCCCGACACGUGGGCUUGGGGGGAGUCGGCUCUGAAUUCCUCGACCUCGCCGUCUCACAAGCGAAGAGGCCUCUACUUUUGCGGUUACCUGGACGUUCCCUUGGACUACCACAACAAGUCUGAUCCCCGAAUCACUCGAUUAGCCGUUGUCAAAUACCAAGUUUCCGGCGUCGGCAAGAAAAGCCAGAGAACUAUUGUGCUGAACCCCGGCGGCCCGGGAGGAAGCGGCGUUUCGUUUGCUCUCAAAUCCGCAGAGAACCUGGCCGGGGCGUUGACGAACGGCACAUUCGACGUGCUUAGCUGGGACCCCCGCGGCGUCGGCUUCUCACAGCCCCAGGUGGUGUGCUUCCCAUACGCCGGUCUCGAAGACCGCUGGUCCCUGACGGUGAACAAGGAUCUCAAAGAGUCGCCAUGUGCUCGACAACAGCUGGAGACGGUGAAUGCCAUAAACGAAGCCACGUUUCGCUCGUGCCAUAAGACGCUUGGUGACUUUCCUCGAUUCACUUCCACGGCCACCAUUGCUCGCGACGUCGAGUCAAUCCGAAUUGCUUUGAACGAAACGCAACUGACGGGAUACUUUGCCAGCUAUGGAACCACGCUGGCCCAGAUCUACGCCAACAUGUUCCCCGAUAGUGUAGGGCGCAUCAUCUUGGACGGCAUGGACUAUGCCAGAGACCAUCGAGCCGUGGGAGGCUACGCACAAACAGCACUAUACAACACAACCGAUGUCUGGAACGACGGCUUCCUGGGGGAAUGCGUUGCAGCCGGCCCUGAACGCUGCGCACUUGCCAAGCCUGUCAAUGGCUCUGAUAUGACGUUGGGCUCGUUGAAGGAGAGGAUGCAGAAGCUUCUCCAGGGGCUGGCAGAGCGUCCCAUACCAACAUAUAGCAAAAAGAGCGGGCCAUUGAUCAUCACCUACAGCGACGUGGUGUCCUUUAUUUCAGGAACCUUGUAUACGCCGUCAACUUGGCCCAGCGCAGCCAAACUACUCCAGGAGCUGGAAGAAGGCAAGUUGGCGUCGGCCACCGCUAUGGUAGACAAGUCCUGGAGCUUCCAACCGCCGAAUAUGAAUCCCGAACCUGACCCGGGGGCAGAACUACUCCUCAUGGUGGUUUGCGGCGACGCGAGCGACGCCAGCCCGCCCGGCGGUCUGGAUGUCUGGGAGUCUCUCUGGCGGGACAUGGUGAAGAAGAGUUUCCUCAGCGGGCACGCCAACUUCGCGUCCGUGUUUCCCUGCCGCAACUACAAAAGGUACUGGCCGAAAGGGGCCGAGGUGUAUCGCGGCGACUUUAACCAGCCCCUGAGGAACCCCCUCCUGCUGGCGUCCCCGACGCACGACCCGGUCACGCCGCUUGUAAAUGGCCGCAAGCUCCUCAGCGAAAUGGGGAUGAAGAACGCAAGAUUGAUUGUUCAUCAUGGGUACGGCCACGGUACGUGGGCACAUGUGUCAAAAUGCACGGAUGACCUCUUCCGCGCGUACCUCUUGAACGGCACUGUCCCUGAUAAGGCGGAAACCCAUUGCUAUGCUGAUGUGAAACCGUAUCGACCUGCCACUACGGCGGGUAGUAGGCCGGGCUUGGCUGAUCUUGAAGCUGCUUACCAGUCCGCCAUUCCCCGGUUCUAA